Sinocyclocheilus grahami is the source of this 1819-nucleotide messenger RNA. RefSeq names its product UDP-N-acetyl-alpha-D-galactosamine:polypeptide N-acetylgalactosaminyltransferase 12 (gene galnt12). The transcript is spliced from 11 exons. Gene Ontology annotation, biological process: protein O-linked glycosylation. The record is from RefSeq and is a predicted model, not a curated record. Gene Ontology annotation, cellular component: Golgi apparatus. Gene Ontology annotation, molecular function: polypeptide N-acetylgalactosaminyltransferase activity. Bases 4 to 1641 code for a protein of 545 amino acids. Lineage: Eukaryota; Metazoa; Chordata; Actinopteri; Cypriniformes; Cyprinidae.
GCUAUGGCAAUAUGUGGCAGACGGAGUCGGCCCAAGUUCAUUCUGUACAUUCUCGGGGCUUUUGUAGUGGGAUAUUUAGUGUUUCACAGGAACACGCAGAGUGAUGUCGGACUGGCGAGUCGAAGAGAAGUUCCAGUCGAGCAGCACAAAAAUGUGGACGAGGAAUUACUGAAGAAACCUGUUUGCGACAAGCCUCCUCUAGACAUAAAUGCUUUGGGAGAGAUGGGUAGAGCUGUUAAACUGGAUCUGACUGAAGAAGAGAAGCGAGAGGAGGAGGAGAGCAUCAAAAAACAUCAGAUAAACACUUAUGUGAGCGAUAGGAUAUCAUUACACCGCAGGCUGCCUGAAAGAUGGAACCCACUACAGAUAGGGACCGUCUACAAAGUAACAAAGCAGGAGAAAAACGUUAAACGUGGUGCUGUCACAGUUGAUCAUUUAAAGGAGCCUCUAGAGAACUACAUCGCCAAUCUCAAAAAGGUGCGUCUGAUCCGAGCAAGGAAGAGAGAGGGUUUGGUGCGAGCGCGGCUCCUGGGGGCAUCCAUUGCCACAGGAGAAGUGCUGACCUUCCUCGAUUGCCACUGUGAGUGCCAUGAAGGCUGGUUGGAGCCUUUACUCCAGAGAAUAAAGGACGAGCCUUUGGCUGUGGUGUGUCCAGUGAUUGAUGUUAUUGACUGGAACACCUUCCAGUUCCUGGGCAACGCUGGAGAACCUCAGAUUGGAGGAUUUGAUUGGAGAUUGGUGUUCACGUGGCACAGUAUCCCAGAACAUGAACAGAAACGCAGAAGUUCUCCCACUGAUGUCAUCAGGUCUCCUACAAUGGCUGGGGGUUUGUUUGCAGUCAAUAAGAAGUACUUCCAUUACCUGGGCACAUAUGACACAGGAAUGGAGGUGUGGGGUGGAGAGAACCUGGAGUUCUCAUUCAGAAUCUGGCAGUGUGGAGGGAGUCUGGAAAUCCAUCCUUGCUCUCACGUGGGCCACGUCUUUCCGAAGAAAGCGCCAUACUCGAGAAACAAGGCCUUGGCCAACAGCGUGCGGGCGGCAGAAGUCUGGAUGGACGAAUACAAAGAAGUGUAUUACCAUCGCAGCCCUCAUGCUCGUCUGGAGGCAUAUGGUGAUGUGACAGACAGACGGAAACUCCGAAUGCGUCUUGGCUGUAAAGAUUUUAAGUGGCUCUUGGAGAACAUCUACCCUGACAUUCAAGUCCCAGAGGACAGGCCUGGAAUGUUUGGCAUGCUGAAGAAUAAAGGAAUGGACAACUACUGCUUUGACUACAACCCACCUGAUGAUCAUAAUAUGGCCGGUCACCGAGUCAUUCUUUACCCUUGUCACGGCAUGGGACAAAACCAGUUCUUUGAGUACUCCACACUCCAAGAGAUCCGUUAUAACACGAGGGACCCUGCAGGCUGCGUCGUGGCUGAUCCUGUCUCCACAUUUCUUACCAUGCAUCACUGCAGUAAACCCAGGGAAGCUGUGCCUGAAGACCAGAAGUUCCUAUUCAGAGAGGACGGCUCUCUCUACCAUGUUCAGACACAGAAGUGUGUUGAGGCAGUAGCCCGGACCGACACUGGGAACCCUGGCCCUGCUCUCCGUCCCUGCUCCGACUCAGCCUCCCAGAAGUGGUUCUUUGAAGAGAGAACAUAGCAAAGGUUCUCUCUACACCCUUCACCUGCACUACAGUUCAAAGUGCAUUUCAUAUGGGCUGUUCUGACUUCACACCAGCUUAUUGAGCAUUCCACUUCCUCCGCUUAGGAUUGAUAGUGCCUUCCUUUUACACGACAUGCACAGUACAGACUCUGUCUGUUAAACUGAAGAAAAUAUG